UUUUUUUUUUUCCUUCUAAACCAUAGGGGGAUAAUCUGCUCAACAGACACCCUAACAGAAGGUUAGGGUAGUGUAGGUCUGACAGGCCGUCUUCUACAACAAAAGUAAAAUCCAGGACUACUCUCUCCUCGUACCCACUAAACCAUUCCUAUGGUCGCCAAACCCUACGUCUCUCCGGAACCACCAAGAAGGCAUUGCUUCAGAGAGGGGCUAGUGCACAUCGCACCCACAAGGUUAGCUGCGUAGCCUGCAGCAACGAACAUCGAUGACUCGCUUUGGAGAGUCCAUCACGGUAGCAUGCUGGCGCUUAGCCAGUUUCCCGAGUGGUCCUCGCCACUCCCUUUGUCCUCGGAAGGCGGGCAGGGUCAACCCCGCCCGCGCCCUACUGCUGAGCGGACAUCAAGAACUGAUGCCCACGUGCAACCCGAUCUGACCUGCCCGUAAGGAAGGGUAUCACUACCCUUCAGGCCCUAUCAGAUGCACCCGUAGGUUGCAGACAGCAGGAUCUCACCUACCCCGACCCUUGCCGGGGACCCCUUUCCAACCGCGGGCUCGGAUCCAACCCAGUAGACCGACGCCACGACAGCACCGCUACCGGGACUUCCUCUCCGCGGCCACUUAAUCGUUGUAAGGGUCGAUCUCGACCGCAGGGCACCGGUAUGACCUACGAAGCCGACUCCGAACCCCUGGACCACCUCUUGUACUGCAUCUGGACUAGCCAUUCUCCGAGUCCACGCGCCACCUCCUCUGUAGCUCCCAGACGAUGUGGGUAAUAGCCGUUGAAACGGCGCUCCAGCCAAACUCAUCCCUACACAUCCUCUGGACCAAGUUGUCCGGAGUUGUGUCCUCCCCGCAUGUGGCAAGCAUGCGGUCACGCAUUGUGCGAAAACGCGGGCACACGAACAAAACGUGUUCCGCCGUUUCCUCUAAACCAUUGCACACUGGGCAUUCGGGAGAAUCCGCAUGCCCGAAACGGUGUAGAUACUGUCUGUUGGGGGCAACCCUACGCCACUGCCAACCGAUAGCGCGCAACACUGUUUCAUGUCACCAACACUUCCCCAACCGUCAGGUGUCAAAUAUUGACAGAAGCCAUCUGACGCAACUCCAAAAUUGAUUAUUCAUCAUUCUCAAACCUCUUCUUUGAUUAGUACACAAAAAGGGUAGAGGAAAUAAUAAGUUAAAAUUAUAUGUGAAUUAGACCGUCAUCCUGCUGAAUUAAAGUGAAUUAAACCAAAGGAGACCAAUUAUUUGAGCUCGCUAAACUUAACCUAAAAACGGCGUGCUACAACUAAGGAAUCCGAAAACGUUCCAACAAAACUCAAAUAAUUGAGGACCAUUUCGGAACGGAUUCGUCAGGAUGCCGGAGACCGACCGCUUCGACUGCCAGUUGUGCGAUCUGGCGAAUAACAUCGACGACAUGGUGCAGUGCGAAGGUUGCGGAAAAUGGUUCCACUACGGAUGCGUGGGUUUCGACGAUGGCAAGAAGGAGGAACACUGGAAGUGCCAAGAAUGUGUUGCCAAAUCAACUCUCGGAGGCGGCGAAGGAAACUCCAGUGCCCAGGUCAGCAGCGAGCAGCAGCAAGCGAACAGCUUCCCCCGAAGAGGAGAGUCGCUCGGGGAUGUCGCUCGGCUUAACCUCGAAUUGCUGGAGGAGCGAAAGGCGUUUCUGCUGAAGGAAAUCGAGCUACAACAAGCGGCCCAGCUGGAACAGCGGAAGUUGCAACUGGAGAAGGAAGUCUGGAAGGCAAGAUACGACAUCGUAAACGCGAGGGGUGAAGCAGCCAGCAGCGAAGGGAAUACCAGUGGCCUUGGAGACUGGAUGCAUCGACUGAAUCAGUUCGCCGUUAGCCAAUUUCAGCCAAUUUCUGUGGCGGCGAGUGCGGUGACGGUUCCGACUACGAUCUCUGGAACAAGGCCACCACAUUCCACUGUUGGUGGGAUCAAAUCCACCCCGCAAACAAGUACGUCAUUCCCAGCAAUCGUGUCGCUCUUCGGGACAGAAUCAGGUGCAGUUUCCCAACCGACGUCCAGCCAAGCGAUUCAUCAACAAAGCCACCUUCCGACGAGCGUUCAUCCGAUGGGACAAGCUACCAGCUUUAUGCACGACUUCCAGCCUGGAGGAGGAGCAAACCGUCCGGGAUCAUCGACGCCGAUCACUACAGCCAAUUGGGUCAAUCCAGUGACGGGUCUCACCAGCUCCACCCAGGCUCUACCACCAUCCAUCAGCUCAGUCGGACAGUUCGUUAACUACCCGAUGCAAUCGGUACACGUAAGUCAACCAUACCAGGUAACGACUAGCUUAGGUAAUUUUGCAUCAGUAGGUCAGGUAGCUUGUUCCCAAUACGCAAACUGUAGUGUAGGGCCAGUUCAUCCCCAAAUGAGUACAAUAAAUGCACACACGUCCUACACUCCCUUCCCCCUCCCGACAAGCCUUCCUCAAGUCAACCCACAUAUUUCGCAAGCACACUUUGGUGCCCCAAUGGUUCCCGUCGCGAAUAUCGAUAAUACGGCACCUACAGCUCGUCAACUCGCGGCGCGACACGUUAUGCCGAAGGAACUCCCAGUGUUCACUGGCAAUUCGGAAGAGUGGCCAAUGUUCUUCAGUGCUUUUAACACAUCGACGGAAGCGUGUGGCUACAGCAACGUGGAGAAUCUUGGCCGACUUCAGCGGUGCUUGAAGGGCGGCGCUCUAGAGGCGGUUCGCAGCCGUUUGUUGCUGCCUGCUUCGGUGCCGCAAGUGAUGCAGACGUUGCAGAUGCUGUAUGGGCGCCCGGAACAAAUAAUCUAUGCGCUGCUGCAGAAAGUACGAGAAGUUCCGGCACCAAAAGCGGAUAAUUUGUGUACGGUGGUGGCCUUUGGGAUGGCAGUUCAGAACUUCUGUGAGCAUCUGGAGGCAGCGGGACAAGUACUUCAUUUUUCGAAUCCGGUACUACUCCAGGAGCUUGUGGAUAAGCUUCCAGCAAAUCUGAAGCUAGAGUGGGUGACGUUCAAGCGGCAAUUUGCGGUGGCUGACCUCCGUGUAUUCAGCCGAUACAUGGCCAAUCUGGUGUCGGCGGCCGCCGAAGUCACACUCACUUUGGACCCGAAAGGAUCGAAACCGAAAAGGGAAGAAAAGCAGAAAGGUUUCGUCAACGCUCAUGCUACACCAUCCGGUGCAGUAACUGCUGUGAAGCCAAAGGGGGAGUCAACGAAGGCAGUACCGCCGACCUCACUGUCGAUUACCUGCCUGGUCUGUGGAGAUCCGGAUCAUCGAGUAAAAGAGUGUGGAGCUUUCAAAAAGAUGAAUCCAGACGACCGCUGGAAAACUGUUCGCGACCAUUUCCUGUGUCGGAUCUGCCUUGGGAAGCAUGGUAGAAAACCAUGUCGAUCCACGGCCCGUUGUGACGUGCAAGGCUGCCAAAUGCGCCACCAUCCACUUCUACACAGCGACUCGGGAAGUUCAUCGACAUCGGCCAAGUCGGCACCACAAGGAAGUGAGGCGGUGCCACGCAGCACCCCUACCGAAGGCGUGAACGCACAUCACACCCAUAGCUCCACGCUGUUCCGCAUGUUGCCGGUGCGACUCUUCAGCAAGGGCAGGAGCUUAGAAACAUUAGCUUUCAUCGAUGAAGGAUCGUCCGUUACACUGCUGGAGAAGGGCAUAGCGGACGCUUUGCAGGCUGAAGGAGCGGAAAUGCGUCUUUGCCUAACCUGGACGAGCAAUAUCAGCCGAGAAGAGGAAGGUUCGCGCCAAGUGGAAGUAGAGAUUUCCGGAAUCGGAGGAGGCAAACGGUAUCCGCUGAAGGAUGUCAGAACCGUAGAAUCCCUGGCAUUGCCGGUACAGACGCUGCGCUACAACGAGCUCGCUGACCGGUUCGAACACCUACGAAAGCUGCCGGUUACAGACUUCGAAUCUACGGCUCCAGGAAUUCUCAUUGGAGCAAAGAACACCCAUCUCACCGCCACUCAGCAAAUACGGGAAGGUCGCGUAGGAGAACCGAUCGCGGCGAAGACCCGUCUUGGAUGGGCUAUCUACGGAUCAAUGCCAAACGGGACGAAUUUCGCGAGUUGCAACCUGCACAUUUGCGGUUGCGAUUCUGACAACAGUCUGCACGAGCUAGUGAAGCAGUACUUCACGGUGGAUAAUGUAGGCGUUGCGGUGGAUCGAAGUCCUGAAUCAGACGAAGACAAGCGGGCAAGGACUCUACUGGAGCAGACAACGAGGCGAGUCGAAGGCGGAUUCGAGACCGGGCUUCUGUGGCGCUACGAUCACGUGGAGUUCCCCGAUAACUACGCCAUGGCUGCACGACGGCUACGCUGCUUGGAGAAGCGCUUCAUUGCUGAUCCAGCCUUAUUCGAGAACGUCCAGCGUCAGAUAGCGCAGUAUCAGCAGAAGGGCUACAUCCACGAGGCGACGGAGGAGGAGCUGGCGACGGCCGACCCAAGACGGUUGUGGUAUCUUCCCGUCGGAAUAGUGCGGAACCCGAAGAAGCCAAACAAGAUCCGAAUCGUGUGGGACGCGGCGGCAACGGUGGACGGUGUUUCCCUGAACAGCAUGUUGCUGAAAGGGCCGGAUUUGGUUCAACCACUACCGAAUGUUCUCUGCGGAUUUCGGGAGCGAAAGGUAGCAGUGGUGGGAGAUAUUAUGGAAAUGUUCCAUCAACUGAAAAUCCGACCAGAAGACCGAUACAGUCAGCUUUUUCUCUGGUCCGGAGACACCGGCCAUUCCCCAAAGACCUUCGUUAUCGACGUAGCGACAUUCGGCUCCACCAGCUCCCCAUGCUCGGCGCAAUACGUGAAAAACGUGAAUGCAAGCGAACACGCAGAGGAAUACCCGAGAGCAGCAGAGGCGAUUGUGCGCCGACAUUACGUCGACGAUUACCUGCAAAGUUUCGACAACGAAGAAGAAGCGUGUCAGGUCAUAGAGGAGGUCAAGCUAGUGCAUCGGCGUGGUGGAUUCAUCAUCCGCAAUUGGCUCUCGAACUCGUCCGCAGUUCUCCAACGGGUCGGGGAAUCCGACACUACACCAACGAAGAUCGUCAGCGAUGGCGGAGCUCCAGGCAGUGCUCAGAUAGAACGUGUUCUGGGCAUGCAGUGGAAGGCAACUGAGGACGUGCUUGUAUUCUCCAGCGAAACCGACAUGGAAGUAAACCCCACCAAGCGAAGCAUUCUGCGAUAUGUAAUGAGCCAGUUCGAUCCGCUUGGGCUUCUUUCCCACUUCCUCAUCCACGGUCGCAUCAUUAUCCAGGACAUCUGGCGUACGAAAGCAGGAUGGGACGACACGGUAGAUGGGCAGAUUCUGGAGCGAUGGUGUUUGUGGACCGCAAAGUUCAAGGAGCUGAAAGAGGUACGAAUACCACGCGCCUAUUUUCCGGGCGUGACGGCGUCGGACAUUGAAAAUCUGCAGCUCCACGUUUUCGUCGAUGGCAGCGAGACUGCCUAUGCGUGCGUCGCCUACUUCAGGGCCACUAUCCGCGGAGAGUAUCACUGCGCACUUGUCGGAGGAAAAGCGAAAGUAGCUCCGAUAAAAGCCCUCUCGAUACCGAGACUAGAGCUCCAGGCAGCAUUGAUAGGCUGUAGGCUUAUGAAAACACUUUGCAACAGUCACAGCCUGCCGAUAUCUCAGCGAGUGUUCUGGACCGAUUCGAAGACCGUCCUCUCUUGGAUUCAUUCCGACCAUAGGCGCUACCGACAAUUCGUCGCCUGCAGAAUAGGGGAAAUUCUCUCCAAAUCAAAUCCAGUAGAGUGGCGGUACGUUCCAUCGAAGGCUAAUGUCGCAGACGACGGCACAAAGUGGGCCAGUGGACCAAAUUUGAAAACUGACAGCCGUUGGUUUAGAGGUCCGGACUUCCUGUGGAAGUCUGAAGAAUCGUGGCCACGCCAGGCUGAACCUGAAGCAACAAUCGUCGAGAUCAGACCGUGUCACGUUCACCUUACGCCGGAGCCUUGUGAGGUCAUCGCCUGGAGCCGCUUCUCUAAAUUCGAAAGGCUAAAACGGACAGUUGCCUACAUCUAUCGCUUCGCAGACAACUGUCGGCGGAAGGCGACGAAGCUGCCGUUACAGAGCUCGCACGUCACGCAUGAAGAACUAAAUAAAGCGGAGAACGCAAUCUGGCGGCUAGUGCAGCAAGAGCAGUUCCCGGAAGAGAUGAUUCAGCUGUUGAAGGCGAAGGAAGGACAGAAGCUGAAGUUGAACAGAUCCAGUAAAAUCUACAAACUGUCACCGUUCAUCGACGAAGCUGGAGUAGCCCGAAUGGACACACGAAUCGCUGGAGCAAUCUUCGUACCGUUCGAAACCAAGUUUCCCAUAAUUCUUCCGAAAGGACAUCGGCUAACUAAACUGGUCGUCGAGUGGUACCAUCGGUGCUACCUUCACGGAAACGUCGAGACCGUGAUCAACGAAGUGCGCCGGCGGUUCCACGUUCCGUGUCUACGCGCGUUAGUGCGGAAUCAGACAAAGACCUGUGUGCAGUGUAAGGUGUCCAAGGCCAAGCCAACGUGUCCGCGUGAGGCACCGCUACCAGAUGCACGCCUCAGUCCAUAUACUCGCCCUUUCAGUUUCGUUGGGCUAGACUACUUCGGCCCCAUUCAAGUCAAGGUUGGACGCUCUCUAGUCAAGCGAUGGGUGGCACUAUUUACAUGCCUCACUGUCAGGGCCGUUCACCUAGAGGUGGUGCAUUCGCUGUCCACCGAGGCUUGCAAGAUGGCAAUACGGCGGUUUGUCGUGCGACGAGGAGCACCGUUGGAGAUCCGGAGCGACAAUGGUACCAAUUUCCUAGGCGCUAGCCGCGAGCUCCGACAGCAGAUCCAAGAAAUGAACAAGCAACUGUCAGCCGUCUUCACCAAUGCAGUCACCAAGUGGGUGUUUAACCCACCGUCAGCACCUCACAUGGGUGGAUCGUGGGAGAGGCUCGUUAGGUCCAUAAAAGUCGCUUUUUCAGCCCUGUCGACGACCAGAAAUCCGGACGACGAGACUCUGCUCACACUUAUGAUCGAAGCAGAAGGGAUAGUGAACACCAGACCAUUGACUUUUGUUUCGCUGGAGUCAGAAGCUCAAGCCGCUCUUACUCCAAACCAUUUUCUCUUGCUGAGCUCGCAGGGAGUUGCUCAACCUCCGAUGGCCAUCCCAGAACGUCCAGAGUCCCUGAGGACCAACUGGCGACUCACGACGAAUCUAGUGAAUCAAUUCUGGCAGAGAUGGGUGCGCGAGUACCUCCCGACUAUCUCUGGACGUACCAAGUGGUAUGACGAAGCGAAGGAACCAAAGGUUGGAGAUCUGGCAGUCGUCGUCGAUCCUUCGGUCAGGAACGGGUGGCUUCGUGGGCGGAUCAUUUCCGCUAUCCAAGGACGAGACGGGCGUUGCAGGCAGGUACUUGUGAAGACCUCUGGAGGAGUGUUACGGCGACCUGUGACCAAGGUUGCCAUUCUGGACGUCAAGGUAGCGGAUGAUGGAGAAGUUGAGUGUAACGCAGUACCACCGGAAGCGCUGGACGUGCAUUACGGGUCGGGGGAUGUUGGGGGCAACCCUACGCCACUGCCAACCGAUAGCGCGCAACACUGUUUCAUGUCACCAACACUUCCCCAACCGUCAGGUGUCAAAUAUUGACAGAAGCCAUCUGACACUCCAA
This is a messenger RNA of Aedes albopictus (Asian tiger mosquito), 7607 nucleotides long. RefSeq lists its product as uncharacterized. Gene Ontology annotation, biological process: DNA integration. The coding region runs from base 1358 to 7585 and encodes 2075 amino acids. Gene Ontology annotation, molecular function: nucleic acid binding. Lineage: Eukaryota; Metazoa; Arthropoda; Insecta; Diptera; Culicidae. The record is from RefSeq and is a predicted model, not a curated record. The transcript has 2 exons.